Molecule: messenger RNA, 687 nt
Organism: Perca fluviatilis (European perch)
Lineage: Eukaryota; Metazoa; Chordata; Actinopteri; Perciformes; Percidae
Product: GTPase IMAP family member 7-like
Exons: 2
Coding region: 121-687 (188 amino acids)
Molecular function (GO): GTP binding
Source: RefSeq, a predicted model, not a curated record
UCUAUCUGUAAAGUGUCUCGAGAUAACUCGUGUUAUGAUUUGAUACUAUAAAUAAAAUUGAAUUGAAUUGAAUUCAUUGACGCUCCGGGGCUGUUUGACGUUAAUUUCACCCAAGAAGAAAUGUUGAAGAGGAUCAAGAUGUGCAUCUCUCUGUCUGUUCCUGGUCCUCACGCCUUCCUGGUGGUUCUCCAGCUGGGCAGGUUCACCCAGGAGGAGAAGCAAACCGUCCAGAUGAUUCAGACCACUUUUGGUGAAGAUGCAGCUAAAUACACGAUGGUGUUGUUCACACAUGGAGACCAGCUAAGGAAGCGAAGCAUUGAGGGAUAUAUUUCAGAGAGUCCUAAACUACAAGCCAUUAUUCAGAAGUGCAACCAUCGAUACCAUGUCCUUAACAACGAAAUCAAAGACCCUAAACAAACCAGUAAGCUUCUGGACAAAAUUGACAAGAUGUCUAUGGCCAACAGCGGAAGCUACUACACCAAUGAAAUGUUCAUUAGAGCAGAGGCAGCCAUAGAAAAGGAGGAAAUGCGACUCCUGACGGAGUUAGAAGCAAAGAGGCAGAAAGAGCUGGAUGAAUUGAGAGCCAAAUAUGUGGAAGAGGCCUACCGUAAGGAGGAGAACCGGCAACAGCCUGUGGUGCUGCUGUUGGAGGGCUGCUUGGAGCUGCAGGCGGUCCAAUCGGUAUAG